AUGAACAUCGAUCCGGCAAAAGAGCUCCGAAUCGGCCUCCAUCGGGCCCAGCACGGCAACAUGUCAGCGGCUGCUUCGAUUGGGCGGGAGGCGUCGGAGGCGCUGCUACGGGGGAUGAUCUGGACAACAUUUGUCGACCCCGGAGACGCAGAAGUAAACUUCCAUCGUAGCACCCUCUUCGCGAAGUUGCGGCUGCAGCCCGAAAGCGCUGACAUCAACUGCUCCUGCUGUGCAGCGCGACUCUUCUCCUCGAAGGCACUUCGUGUGGUCGAUUCUCCACGUCCGUUGCUUGAUGAGUGCCCUCCAGGCUCGCUGCUGAUACGGGCAAGGUAUGCAUCCUUGUGUGGCUCUGACAUUCCGUACUUCCGGGACAUGACGUCUCGGGCGGCCAGCUGCUAUUGGGAUCGUGACGGCUUCUGUGGCCACGAGGUGGUAGGUGAGGUCUUGGCGUCCAGCUCCGAAAGGUUUGCCAAAGGAGACACCGUCCUCUCCCUGCCGUCCUCCUAUUUUAAGGCCCACGUUGCGUCGCAGCAAGAGUGGUACAACGAGGCAGUGCAUGGUGUGCUCCUCACAAAUUUCCCAGUGCGCGGGGGCUUCAGUGAAAUAUUCACCAGCCACGAGCUUUGCACUUACAAGAUCAAGGAGUGUGUUCCACACAUGCUGGCAGCCCAAGCUGUGGGAACCCUCCUGCGGAUGUUCAGGAGAUUACCACCCUUCUUCGGCAAGAGCGUUGUAAUUCUGGGGCAGGGCCAAAAUGGUCUAAUGGCUACCCGCUUGGUCGCCCAGCUCUGCGCUAGGCACAUUAUCGCCGUGGAGCCAUUAGCCUUCAGACGUCGUCUUGCGGAACAGUUCGGUGCGACCAAAGCUGUUGCGCCGGAGGAUGCCGCUGCAGCCGUUGCUGCAGUCACUGGCGACCGAGGGGCAGAUGUGGUGCUAGAGAUGGUUGGCCAUAACCAGGCUACGAUCAAUGAUGCUUUGGAGCUUGUGGCGAAGCGUGGUACCGUGGUUGCAUUCGGUGUGCCGGAUGAUGCGGUUUACAGCACAUUCCAGUUCGCCAAAUUCUUCCGAAAGAAUGUGACUUUGAUGUCCUCCGUGAUACCAGAUCCAGGCGUGGACUUCCCAGAAGCCGUGGAGCUCCUCGAGCGGGGCAGCUUCAGCACCGAAGGCAUCUUCACUCAUGUCCUCCCUCUCGCUGAAAUUCAAGAAGCCUUUACGCUUGCUUCAGAGUAUCGCGAGAAUGUGGUGAAAGUUGUUAUCGACUUCCAGUGA
This is a messenger RNA of Symbiodinium natans, 1269 nucleotides long. The record is from the annotation of a GenBank genome assembly. NCBI's taxonomy places the organism in Eukaryota, Dinophyceae, Suessiales, Symbiodiniaceae.